AUGGAGCGUGCGCCCCUGCCACAGGGCCGCAGGCUGCAGCCAGCGUGCUCUCCCCAGGGACCAGAAGGCACAGAACUACAGAAGCGGCCGAACAGGUCGCCGCCAAACGGGCUGCGGAGUCCAUACAAUGCACAGAGCCACGGAGCGCCUGCCCCCGCGAAGCAUGAAGGCUUCGUCGCGGCUGCUGGAGCUGCUGUCCUCCCGCGCUCUCAUUCCGUCGGUCGUGGAGGCACCAAGGUGUCCGCGCCGGCGCCAAAGAAGACAGGCGCGAUGAAGAAAGCCAGUGAUGUUCAGCCUCCCCAAGCUCCUCUACGAUCUGCAGCAGCACCGAGGACGCUGACGAGUGCUGAAGAAGCCAUAGAUGCCGUUGCAAUGGAUGACGUCCAGCAGCUGCUCGAGGAAUUGCCUACAAGGUUCCCCAUUAAUCAUACUCUCUUUUGUGGAUGCAAGGCUGCUGAUGGUUGA
Molecule: messenger RNA, 465 nt
Organism: Miscanthus lutarioriparius
Lineage: Eukaryota; Viridiplantae; Streptophyta; Magnoliopsida; Poales; Poaceae
Source: the annotation of a GenBank genome assembly